UUGAAAACACAGUAUCUCAUAAAUAACGAUCACCUCACUUAGUAUAACUUAACACUCAUAUGUGAGGUCCGGUAAGGGUUUUACGGGACUGUGGAUAUUUGCAGGAGUUGUCGGGGAGUAGGAAGGACGAACGAGCCUUCGGAUUCAGUCAUGAGUGGCACAGCGGAUGUGGAGUCUCUGUUUGACAGGUUCUGGCAGUGGAGGCAAGAAGACAGUCCUGAGUUUGCCUCCUACUGUGGGAACCAUGACUACGAUGACCGCUGGGAUGACAUCAGUGAAGAGGCAUAUCUGAAGAGAGAGACAAAGGUUCGAGAGUUCCUGUCGGAAGCAGAAGCGUUGGACGCCUCGUCUUGUUGCCAGGUAACCAAGGACAGUUUUGCCCUGCUCACAGAAGACCUGACGACCUACUUGAAUGGGGCAAAGUUUAAAUGCUACCUGCUCCCUGUAAAUUUCAUGGAGGGAAUACACAAUGACCUGGUCCACCUGAUUGAAUACCAUGGCUUCGACUCCCAGGAAGGCUUCACGAAGUAUCUGGCCCGACUCAAGGCAUUGCCUCACAGGAUUCUCCAAAUGAUCCCAGUCUUGAAACAAGGAAUAAAGGAAGGACUUACUAUGCACAAGCAUGCCUUGGCUGUGGUGCCAGGCCAGAUGGAGAUGAUGCUCACAGAGCCUGUUGAAGACUCCUUACUGAUGGCGCCGUUACUCAAGUCAGGAGGGCCACUUUCUACAGACGAGUUAGACACUAUGAAGAAGCAGGUGGAGAUGGAACUCACUACAAACAUCAGGCCAAGUCUGGAGAAGCUGAAAGACUUCAUAGUAAAUGAGUACAUGCAUCACCUGCGGCCAGCGGAGGGGGUGUGUACACUGAAGAAUGGUGCAUCCUACUACCAGAUGUGCCUCAACUUCCACCUGUCUUGUGACAUGUCACCACAGGAAGUGCAUGAUCUUGGUCUCAAGGAGGUUGCUAGAAUACGCAAACAAAUGCUGGAAAUAUCAGCAAAAGAAGGUUUUGGACAAGAUCUGAAAGCAUUCCAGAAGAAAUUACAUACAAGCAAGGAAUUCAGCUUUGAUUCAAAGGAUGAAGUGAUGGACUAUGUCAAGGACAUCUGCUUCAACCAGAUCCGACCAAAACUCCAUUCAGUGUUUCACACCCUCCCUGACAUACCUCUCGUGUUGAAGCACACCCCAGCUUCCCAGGCCAACGCCCCAGCGGGGUUCUACAGUGCAGGGACAGCGGACAAGACGAGGCCCGGCAUCUACUCCAUCAAUGCCAAUAACCUGGACUCUUGUAAAAAGUACGAGUUCAUGGCGCUGAGUCUUCAUGAGGGGGAACCAGGGCAUCACCUGCAGCAUAGCCUUUCUGUGGCCACAGCUGUCCCCCUAUUCCGACAGUAUAUAGAGGACAGCAAGUACUACCUAGCACCAGGGAGGUUCCCUAUGCACACAGCGUACAUUGAGGGUUGGGGCCUGUACUCAGAGGCAUUGGGCCUGGAACUAGGAAUGUACACAGACAACUACUCCAUGUUUGGACGCUACAGCUUUGAGAUGUUGCGAGCAGCUAGACUUGUUGUAGACACAGGACUGCACUCCAUGGGGUGGACCCAGGCUAAGGCCGUGGAGUACCUCGUGGACAGUACGCUGACCGAUGAGUGGUCAAUGAGGAAUGAGGUCAACAGGUACAUCACCAUGCCUGGUCAGGCUUGUGCCUACAAGAUUGGGGAACUGAAAUUGUGGGAACUUCGUCACAAGGCAGAAAAGGAGCUUGGUGACCUGUUUGAUGUGCGAGACUACCAUGCAGCAGUUCUUCAGUGUGGGCCUGUCCCGCUCACAUUCCUUGAAGGAGCAAUAGACGAGUACAUCAGCACCACAAAGGAAAACCAGGGCUCACCUUCCAAGAAAGCCAAGGCGAAGUAGGAACUUGAUUGGAGCAGAACUAUAGGACUAUCCAGAAAUAAUUUCCUGGCAAAAUGUAAUUAUAGAUUGACAUUCAGUUCAAGCUAUAAAUUGAAAAAAACAAGGUGCUCACUAUAACUCCACAGAUUCUGUUCCAUGGAUUAUUUGCAUGAUUACAUUUGUAAGAGAAAUACUUGAGAUAGUACCUGACUUAAAUACAUGUAGUUAGAUUGUUUCAUUUCUGGAUGAGACGUCUCCAGUCUCCUGAAAUCUUUUCUGAAUGAGAUGUCUCCAGACACCUGAAAUCAUUUCUGGAUAUGACGUCUCCAGACUCCAGAAAUCAUUUCUGGAUAUGAUGUCUCCAGACUCCUGAAAUCAUUUCUGGAUAUGAUGUCUCCAGACUCCUGAAAUCAUUUCUGGAUAUGAUGUCUCCAGACUCCUGAAAUCAUUUCUGGAUAUGAUGUCUCCAGACUCCUGAAAUCAUUUCUGGAUAUGAUGUCUCCAGACUCCUGAAAUCAUUUCUGGAUAUGACGUCUCCAGACUCCUGAAAUCACUUCUGGAUAUGGCGUCUUCAGACUCCUGGAAUCACUUCAGGUUGAGACAUCUCCAGACUCCUGGAAUGAUUUCUAAAUGAGUCGUCCACUGUCUGCUGGAAUCAUUUCUUAAUGGACGUCUCAAGAUCCAUAUUGUCUGAAUGAGUCAUAGAUAUAUCCCUUAUAUCAUUUCAGUGAAAGACGUCCCAGAUAGAUAUCUUGUCAUAGGGAGCAAAUAUGGCCUAUUGAUGUAAAUCCCAUAUCACAAAAAUUUGCUGUCUGUAACCCAGAUAUGUUUGUAUGGUGAUGCUGGAUUAGGAUAUAUCUUCAUUCAAGACAUCACUUUUAGUCUGCCUAAUAUAAUUCUAUUUUACCAAAAUUAUCAGCUGCAAUUCUACACCAUGAUAUCUGUAUCUUUAAGAUGUGUUAUAUUUACUGACUUGUUUUACUUGAAUAAAGUAUUUCUAUGA
Haliotis rufescens (red abalone) is the source of this 2896-nucleotide messenger RNA. RefSeq lists its product as uncharacterized. The record is from RefSeq and is a predicted model, not a curated record. The transcript is spliced from 18 exons. The coding region runs from base 151 to 1914 and encodes 587 amino acids. NCBI's taxonomy places the organism in Eukaryota, Metazoa, Mollusca, Gastropoda, Lepetellida, Haliotidae.